Dufourea novaeangliae is the source of this 641-nucleotide messenger RNA. RefSeq lists its product as uncharacterized. Lineage: Eukaryota; Metazoa; Arthropoda; Insecta; Hymenoptera; Halictidae. The record is from RefSeq and is a predicted model, not a curated record. The transcript is spliced from 3 exons. The coding region runs from base 16 to 567 and encodes 183 amino acids.
UUCAAGAUACCGGUCAUGUAUUCAGGAACAGUGAUCUGGUUUUUGAUCGGCGUUUAUUCGAUUUCGAAUUUCCGAUGUUGUUACAGCUACGUCUACGAUAGGCCUAAGGUGGUGACGUACGGUGAACCAUGUAUCGCAUCACGGCAAUUUCCAAUUAGGAUCGAGGGGCCAAAGCCAGCGAUGCCGGAACAGAAAAUACCAUUGUCGCUAGAUUUUCGAGUUGUUUCGGAGAUGUACGUGGAACCUCGUCGCCGCGUUGAAUAUCCAAUUGCGAUAGAUGCACCGUGUCCUACUACGUCAUCGCCAUCAGAAAGGAUCAUCGUAGAUGACGACGUAUUACGAUUACGGGGAAAAACGUACGCGUACAGCACCUACGUUCCUCCUGCAGAAGACACGCCAACCCCCUCGAAAUAUUAUAAUUUUUCCGUUAACAUUCCAAUCACGAGCAAAGAAAUCACGUCCGAACAACCUACAGAAAGAUACGUUCAACGUUUGAGGGGACUCGCUACACGAGUCGAUCGAGUACUUGUUCCAGCUUGCGAGGUAUCACAAGCGUAUCGAUGCUGAAUAUGGAUAAGCUACCUUGAAUGUACAUGUACCGAGUCUGAAAUGAAAGAAAUUCCUAUGCGUUCAAUGUGAAU